UUUUUCAUUUAAAUCAAAUUCAUUUCUCUCUCUCUCUCAAUCGUCUAUGGCGGCCAUGGAGGGAAUUCAAGAUCAAUCUCAGCAGCAGCAGCAGCAGGCGGCACCGCCGAAGCCGGCGGCGGAGAGGCUGAACCCGGCAGUGCAGCAGCAGCUGAACCUGGAGUCCGUUAAGACCCGCGCUAUCAGCCUCUAUAAGGCCAUCUCGCGCAUCCUCGAGGACAUUGACGCAGUCGCCCGCGCUAAUGCCGUCCCUAAAUGGCAAGAUAUAUUGGGGCAAUUUUCCAUGGUGAAUCUUGAGCUUUUCAACAUUAUGGAAGAUAUUAAGAAGGUUUCCAAGGCUUUUGUAGUACAUCCAAAGAAUGUUAAUGUGGAGAAUUCUACAAUACUUCCAGUAAUGUUGUCAUCAAAACUAUUACCUGAGAUGGAAACAGAUGACAACUUCAAGAAAGAGCAAUUGCUUCAUGGGAUGCAAAACCUGCCAAUAUCUGUACAAAUUGAAAAACUGAAGACAAGAAUCGAUAUGAUUGGAGCAGCCUGUGAGAGUGCUGAAAAAGUUCUGGCUGAGACCCGUAAAGCCUAUUGUUUUGGUACUCGUCAAGGUCCAACAAUGGUUCCAAUAGAUAAGGUGCAGGCUGCCAAAAUUCAGGAACAAGAGAAUUUGCUCCGAGCUGCUGUAAAUUUUGGUGAAGGCUUACGUAUGCCCCUUGAUCAGAGGAAGAUUACAUCUACCCUUCCAAUGCAUCUGGUAGAUGUGCUCACUGUGGGUGAUGGGGUGCAAACUUUUUCUGAUGCAUCAGGCAUGUACAUGAAGAAUACUCCUCCCCAAUCAUCAAUCAAUGCUACUCAGGGUUUGUUACAGGCUUCUGGAGCACAACUUAUUGGAAGAUCAGCUGCAUCUCCAUCUGGUCCUACUGGGGCUACUUCCUUUGAUAAUACAACAACAUCUCCACUGCCAUAUGCCAACUCACCAAGGUCUGGCACUAAUAUGAUGAACACACCUUCUCCUCAGCAACAGACUCAGCAUCAGCAACAGCAACAGCAACAGCAACAGCAGCAGCAGCAGCAAAGGCAGAAACUCAUGCAACAUAUGUCUCCGCAUCAACAGCAACUCCUUGCUCAACAGUUAAGGCAAUCUUCAAUGCCAGGCCUGGGACAGAACCAGCUGCCGCAGCUGCAUGAUUUGCAAGGCCAGGCACAGCAGAAGUUUCAGCCAUUGCCUGGACAACAGCAGAUGCAGUUUUCUCAGACAAUGGGGCACCAGCAAUUUCAGAGUCGGCAGCUGCCUUCUGGACAUGUCCAGCAUGGCAUGGGUCAAAGCCAACUCAGCCAAGGAAACCAGUUGAAUCGUCAUCUAAGCCAGUUUUCUGGAGGUGCAAAUAAUGCAUUGUUUAAUGCAGCACAGGGUACACCAAGUACUCAGAUGAUUUCAAACAUGUCAGCUACAAUGCCAUCACAAUCGCUUCUGCCAAGGAUGCAGUUGGGAUUAGCCGGCAACCCCCAGCGCAGUCAUCUUCUGAGUGAUCAAAUGUUCAACAUGGGGGCAGCAAAUCCGGGUGGUAUGAUGCCCAUGCAGCAGCAACAGCAGCAGCAUGGCUCACAAGGUGCAUUCGGUAACAUGCAACCAAAUGCUCAGAAUCUACAACCUGGCAUGGUAGCCCUCCAGAACGCAACUCAGAAUCAUCCCAAUUUCUCGCAACAGAGACAGCAAAAUCAGCAGUAAAUCUACAAACCCCUGAACUUUAAUUUCAAACUACUGUUGUUGAUCGAUAACUUCUCGGUUAUUUUGCUUUAGUCAUCUGCAUUUUUAAGUAAAUAAUGUUUGCCAAUUCUGGAUUUCAGUAUAUCCUUGGAUAAAUAGGGCUGUAAAUCUGUCUUGAAACUUUGGCUUGGACCUGUAGAUAAAUGGAGCUCUAUUUCAUGUUUUUUUUUUA
Vitis riparia (riverbank grape) is the source of this 1931-nucleotide messenger RNA. RefSeq names its product mediator of RNA polymerase II transcription subunit 8. Bases 47 to 1720 code for a protein of 557 amino acids. Lineage: Eukaryota; Viridiplantae; Streptophyta; Magnoliopsida; Vitales; Vitaceae. The transcript is spliced from 12 exons. Gene Ontology annotation, cellular component: mediator complex. The record is from RefSeq and is a predicted model, not a curated record.